Molecule: messenger RNA, 1185 nt
Organism: Dermacentor silvarum
Lineage: Eukaryota; Metazoa; Arthropoda; Arachnida; Ixodida; Ixodidae
Product: para-nitrobenzyl esterase-like
Exons: 4
Coding region: 1-1185 (394 amino acids)
Source: RefSeq, a predicted model, not a curated record
AUGGCCAACGUGCUGAACGGAUUGCUUGGCGUCCAGGCGUACUUAGACGAGGCUGUGGUUGCAGAGGAGUGGAAUGACGGCGGGAAGAACCUCAAGGCGGUUCUUCAGGGCUACCAAGAGUACGGCCCUGAAGCGAUGCGGACGUCACCUGGUCAUAAGCACGCCGGUUCAGCGGCCAUCUCGCCAGAAAUUACCCGCACCGCCUCUCCGUCGCAUACCAAUGCUGCGCUCACAGCCGCGCCGCCGGCUUCAUCCCUCGCUAAGGCUAGAACCACCGACGGCUCUGGUCCGGCCUCCCAAACAGACAAGAGGUCAAAGUUUGGGACUAAGCAUAUUUUGAUACUCUGCCUCGCCACUGCAGCCGUUUUCUCCGUGCUGAUCUUCCUCAUCCUACGGCGAGGUCAAGAGGCGAGCCAGCCAAGAGGUACCUGCUCUGACACCGAGGAGCAGCUGUUUGUGAAAACCUCGCUGGGCGAAAUAAAGGGAGCUGCCGUUGAGACUAGCAAUGCCCAGCGCGCGCGCGUCUUCCUCGGCAUUCCCUUCGGCCAAGGCACGACAGGAUCCCGGCGCUUCGACCUCGCCAGUAAGGUCACCAAGCUACGCUCUCCGUUCGUGGCGGUGAAGCAAGGUCCUGCAUGCUUGCAGCCGUCAAUAGACGCCCCGGUACUGAGGUCGGUCACCGUCAUGUCGGACAGCUGCCUCACCCUGAACAUCUGGGCUCCCAGCCGCUGCUCGAUGGAGGAAGGGGAGUCAUUGCCGCUUGGAACUGGCCUCUUCGACUGGAGCAGCAUGGCCAGUCAUGGCCGCGUGGUCGUGGUGUCCCCUAACUUCCGACUCGGGGCGCCCGGCUUCCUGCACCGCAACGGAACCGGCCCGGAGAACGUGGGCGUAGAGGACCUCCUGCUCGCCUGGCGUUGGACCAAGGAGCACAUCGCGUCAUUCGGUGGCAACUCCAGCAACGUGGUGCCGUUGGGUCACUCGAGUGGCGGCUUUGUAUUCUCCGCCUUGCUCGCCAGACCUGAACUGCUGGAUGUGAACCGGUCGGUGAUUCUGGCGCAGAGCAUGUUCACUGUAACUUCGGAUAACAGUGGAGCGAAAGGAGUGCGCAAAACCGAGUACCUAGGGGAACUUUGCUGCGAGAAGUCGUCGUGUGCCGCUAAGCGGACAAUUCCAGGCAAGUUUUAA